AUGGCAGGAGCCAUCUGUUUUUCCCAUCGCUGGCUCCUGGGUGCUCUUCAGCGGGAAGCAGAACUGUACCCUCUGCAUUGGUAUCACAGUUGAGAACCUCACCAAAAGGGAUCAGCCAAGGGGGAUUUGUGCAGCCUGAUCCCAUCGCUGUGUCCAAGAGGGGCUGUCGGAGCCACAGCAGCCAGUCCUGAGCCACCCACCCUCAGUGGGUGAGUUGAGGCUUUGUCUCCAGCCAGGCCACACAGCGCUGCAGAAAAUGUUCCCAAACAGACAGCUCGUUCUGUGUUUCCUGAGCCGUUCCCUGGUUUCAGCCUGGCUGCUCUGCUGCAAAGGCUUCACCCCCGGGGGCUCUUCCCCUGUGAAACGGUUGGGAGUUUAGAGGAAAAACGUGAAGUGUGUUAUGCUAUACUGAGCUCUUGUUGCAGGGCGUUGAUUGAGCACAUUUCCCCUUUCCUGAUUUUUUUUCCUAUUGAUUUUUUUAUGCCACUCUGCUGCAGCUGCCCUGGCCCGGAGGGGAGAGCGGAAUAAACGCCGUUUUCACCCGGAGAGCGCCGGGAGAGCCCCGCGGGAGACCAGGAUAGAGGGGGACUGGCACUAGCCCAUCUGACUCUGGUCCCCGGAGGAAUCCAGUCAUGGGGGAAACGGGCAAAGAAGAGUACAAAAUACAGUCGUUUGACUCUGAGACUCAGAAGCUGCUGAAAACAGCCCUCAAAGACCCCAGCAAUGUGGACCUGGAGAAAGUGGCCAAUAUUAUAGUGGACCAGUCCCUGAAAGACUGUGUGUUCAGCAAGGAGGCAGGGCGGAUCUGCUACACCAUCAUCCAGGCAGAGAGCAAACAAGUUGGCCAGAGCAUCUUCCGGAGGAGCCUGUUGAACCGGCUGCAGCAGGAGUACAAGGACAGGGAGGAGCUGCGCACCCGCUCGCUCCAGGCCUGGAUCUGCUACGUCACCUUCAUCUGCAACAUCUUCGACUACCUGAGGGUGAACAACAUGCCCAUGAUGGCUCUGGUGAACCCCGUUUAUGACUGUCUGUUCCGGCUGGCACAGCCUGACAGCCUGCAGAAGGAGGAAGAGGUGGACUGCUUGGUCCUGCAGCUCCACCGCAUCGGGGAGCAGCUGGAGAAGAUGAAUUCCCAGCGGAUGGAUGAGCUCUUCUCCCUCCUCCGAGAUGGCUUCCUACUGCAGGAGGGGCUCAGCUCCCUGUCCCAGCUCCUGCUGCUGGAGAUCAUCGAGUUCCGUGCUGCUGACUGGAAGAUGACAGACGCUGCCCAGAAAUACUAUUACAGCGAAGUGACGGAUUAACCACGCGCGGCAGAGGAGGGGAGUCCCCAGCACUUUCACCAGCAAGCUUCGUACCAAGUUGGAAUUUCUUUUCACCUUAAUUUUCUAGCACUUCCUGUAAAUAGGAUUUAUACUGGCUAGAGCCCCUGGGCACCUACAGUCAGGCUGCAGCUGGUGCUGGCCUGACUUCGGAGGUUUGGAGCAGUGGGAAGGGCACGUUUAUCCCAGGAAGUUCUCCCACUGAUACUGUCUUAAUAUUGGGCUGCUGCCAGCAAAGGGCUCCUAAGGCUUCUAGCUCACACCAGCAUUUUCUAUGAGUGGUAAGGAAAGCACAGUUUAGGCUAAGAACAUUUUGCUUCACCCCAAAGCCAGCAGAGCCGUGGGAGGCAGCAGGGAAAUCUCACAGCUCAGGUCGUACCUGGAUAUCUGGGACAGGUCACAGAACACACUGUGGCCUCACAAAUAGCUCAACCAAGUGCUUUUUUUUCCCAGAUUCCUUCCAGGACGCUGGCUGCACCUGCAUGCACAUGGCCUCUCCCACAGCCAGGAAUACCUGCCAGGAGAGGUCCCUGAGCACAUGUAGGAACAGGUUUUAUAAGUUUUAUACAAUAACUGUCAUGUUUUUUUUCACAAUUUAGCGAGUUUCAGCCAUGGGAUGUUUGUUAUAGGAAUGGGAGAGGAAGAAAGGAAACAAAAUAGUCUAUUGAAGGAUUUUUUCUAAUAAAAGUUUUCCACUAACA
Pipra filicauda (Wire-tailed manakin) is the source of this 2020-nucleotide messenger RNA. It is a transcript of the gene MIF4GD, whose product is annotated as MIF4G domain containing. Bases 633 to 1301 code for a protein of 222 amino acids. Gene Ontology annotation, molecular function: RNA binding; protein binding; translation activator activity. Lineage: Eukaryota; Metazoa; Chordata; Aves; Passeriformes; Pipridae. Gene Ontology annotation, biological process: regulation of translational initiation. Gene Ontology annotation, cellular component: cytosol. The record is from RefSeq and is a predicted model, not a curated record. The transcript has 6 exons.